AAGUUGGAGAAGUUGUCCAUUAGUUUCUGCCUUCAAGUGUCCGGCGCUUCGCUCCAGAAGUUGACAAAGAAUUUCAGGACUCUUUCGAUUAACACUAAUGAUAUGACACCCGAUUUAGUGAAAUACGGAGCGUUUGGUCAGCUGACAAAGCUAACGGAACUGGUGUUUGACUGCACGUCACUGAACCUGUCUGACCACGAAUUGGUGAAAAUACUGGAGGGCUGUCAUCAGCUGAAGUCGAUAUUCAUUCGCUACGAACACACCAAAGAUCACAAC
Messenger RNA from Oppiella nova, 276 nucleotides. The record is from the annotation of a GenBank genome assembly. Lineage: Eukaryota; Metazoa; Arthropoda; Arachnida; Sarcoptiformes; Oppiidae.